AGUGAUCUGAAAUGCAAUCUUCCAUAGCAUGAUGAUCGAGUAGCAGCAGAGAGCAAUCAAGUUUAGUUGAGUUAGUACGUAACAGUUUCGGACGCGAUGUGGAUUGAAGUUUUAACCCUUUUUCUAGCACCAUUCAUUAUAUUUGGUUUGUAUGUGAAACGAAAUUACGGAUAUUGGGCUCGCAGAAAUGUUGCGUUUGUGGAACCGAAAUUUCCUGGAGGCAACUUUGGCGAAGCUACCCAGAUGUCACUGGCUGAGCUUUCCGAGAAACACUACAAGGCCAUGAAAGGUAGUGGCAAAUUCUACGGUUUGUUCUCGUUUGUGAAACCAAUGAUAGUGCUUACGGAUUUGGAUCUGAUCAAAACAGUGCUGAUCAAAGAUUUCAACUACUUUCCGGAUCGUGGUUUCUACUACAAUGCUAGAGAUGAUCCUCUUUCGGCACAUAUGUUCGCCAUCGAAGGCAAUUAUUGGCGAUCGUUGAGGACAAAACUUACACCUACAUUCACUAGUGGAAAGAUGAAGGCCAUGUUUGGAAUCGUUCAAAAUAUAGCGGAUAAUUUAACCAAGUGUUUGAUUGAUGAUGUUGGCGAAGGGGCUGAUUUGGAAAUGAAAGAUUAUCUAGCGAGGUUUACAACAGAUGUGAUCGGAGGUUGUGCUCUUGGGUUGGAUUGCAAUAGUUUCGAGGAUCCGAAUAACCAGUUUCGAUAUGUUGGUCGAAAGCUUUUUGACACUCCAAAAGCUCCUCCUCAACUGGCUGUCCUGCUGAAGAAUUAUCCCGAUUGGGGGAGAGCUUUAAGAUUCAGAAGUCUUCAUGAGGAUGCUAGUGAAUUUUUCUUCAAUACUGUAAAAAAUACUUUGGAACACAGGCAAAGUAAUCAAGUCGAUCGAAAAGAUUUCCUGAACCUGUUAUUAGAGCUGAGAAACAACGGAGUUGCUCUGACGACGGAAGAAAUUGCAGCGCAAGCUUUGAUCAUUUUUCUAGCCGGGUAUGAAACGUCGUCUUCCACUCAAACGUUUUGUUUGUAUCAGUUGGCAUUGAACGAAGCAUGCCAAGAAAAAGCCCGACUCAGUGUGCUAGAAGCAAUCGAAAAACACGAUGGAUUGACAUUCGAAGCUCUUCAGGACAUGGCAUUCUUGGAUCAAUGCAUUAACGAAACUUUGAGAUUGUACCCACCGGUACCGAUUUUGGAACGGAAAGCUUUCCAGGACUACCAGAUUCCGGAAACAAACAUCGUGGUACCCCGAAAAAUGAUGGUUAAUAUUCCGAUAUUCGCAAUCCAGCGAGACGAACAGUAUUAUAGCAACCCGACGGAGUUUGAUCCGGAUCGAUUCAAUCCGGAGCAAGUUGCUCAGCGACAUCCGAUGAGUUUCCUUCCCUUUGGAGAUGGGCCACGGAUCUGCAUAGGCCUUCGGUUUGGAAUGAUGCAAACCCGGAUGGGGUUGGCCACCAUUCUUAGUCGCUUCAGUUUGAAACCGUGCUCAAAGACCCCCAUUCCUAUGGUAUUCACAAGUCGUACGCCGAUGUUGCAAUCUAAGGAGGGUAUAUGGUUGAAGGUGGUGCCAUUGAAAGAAAGGUAAAUUUUUGAUUAAAUGUUUAACUAGUUAAAUAAUUUUUUAUUCAUCCGAAAGUUAUGUUUGAGCUCCCAAUAAAAAUCUUCAAAAUGUAAUGCUAUCGAAAUUUAAGAAAAA
Uranotaenia lowii is the source of this 1689-nucleotide messenger RNA. RefSeq names its product probable cytochrome P450 6a13. Lineage: Eukaryota; Metazoa; Arthropoda; Insecta; Diptera; Culicidae. Gene Ontology annotation, molecular function: iron ion binding; oxidoreductase activity, acting on paired donors, with incorporation or reduction of molecular oxygen; monooxygenase activity. The record is from RefSeq and is a predicted model, not a curated record. Bases 97 to 1578 code for a protein of 493 amino acids. The transcript is spliced from 2 exons.